Molecule: messenger RNA, 520 nt
Organism: Racocetra fulgida
Lineage: Eukaryota; Fungi; Glomeromycota; Glomeromycetes; Diversisporales; Gigasporaceae
Source: the annotation of a GenBank genome assembly
CAAGAAUAUCUGGUGUACAUGUAUUUUGCCUUAAUAUUCCGGAUAUAGAAAGAGAACGUGAAAGAAAAAAUCAGUCUUCUUCUUUUAGACCAUUUAAUACAUUGAGUGAAUCCAUGAAAAUAAAGCGUUCCCAUGCAUUCUCUAUACAAUUAGGCGAAGCCUUUAAAAAUGAGAUCCCUAACUUUUUUAAUUCUAUUGAUCGACCAGUUUUACAAGAAGUUCGAUUCCAUGUUCAAGAUAAAGACUACUUGGCCAAUUAUCAUAAUAAAGAAAAGACCAACUCUUUUGACGCAUUUGUAAAAGUUAUUGAUCAAGGUCAGAUUUCUCGGGACGCUUACCGAAAAUUAGCCGCACUCCAACCAGAAUUACCACAAGAUCACAACAUUUCAGGCACAAGAAAAAAAAUAAAUGAGGAAAUGGAUAAAAAAGUUCCUAUUAAUAUUGUAAAUGUUAAGAAUGUACCUCUUGUAACAACAAAUGAAGUACUUCAUAUUAAUGAUCAAGAAAUCGAAGAGGAGAU